Molecule: messenger RNA, 2091 nt
Organism: Phycodurus eques (leafy seadragon)
Lineage: Eukaryota; Metazoa; Chordata; Actinopteri; Syngnathiformes; Syngnathidae
Exons: 4
Coding region: 29-1006 (325 amino acids)
Source: RefSeq, a predicted model, not a curated record
ACCGAAGCUCAGCACAGUCAUGGAGUGAAUGUAUUCUAUCCUCUGCAGAAAAGAAAACAUGCAUUCAGGAAAAAUGAUCUUCACCAUUUGUGCCUUUGCAAACUUGGCACUUUCAGAAGCUUACCCGACCCAUCGUGACACCAGGGAGGCGAGCUGGACUGAUUCCAAGGCCAAUGAGGCUCAUGCCGAGUCAAAACUCACAAAAGAAGCAGAUAAGAUCUACAAGAGCCUCAUAGAUGACAGCGGCCUCUACAACCACGAAGAUGAGUACAACAAGAACCCAGUGUCGGAACAGAUGCAGCGCAAGAUCCUCGUGGAGUCGGAGCGCCUGCGCGCGCGUCUGCGUCAGGAGCUGGCCGAGCUGAGGGAGAGGCUGGCCCCAUCCCCGGCUCACCUCGCUUCCGCGCUGGCCAGCAUGAGGGAACACUUGGCCCCGUUCACCCUGCAACUCCACAACAAUACCCACAGCUUGUGCCACCAGCUCAGGCUGUACCUCCGCGAUCCGGAUGCAGCAGAGGCCCGGCAGGGUCUGGUUGUCCACCACUGGAUGACGCGAACUUUGGAACGGAGCGGCUCCAAUCUAACCGAUAUCCUGGCUGACUUCAUGGCUAAAACCAGAGAGGUGACGGAACGCCUGAGGGAGAUGAGUGAGGCAGAGGCAGCGAAUGCGGAUAUCUGGCAGCGAUUUAGCUCUAGGCUAGGACGGGAAGUGACGUCACUGAAGGCGGAGGCACAGAAUAGUUUGGAGACUCUUAAGGUACAGCUCGCCGAUCAGUUGGAAACUGCGCAGCCUCUCAGUGCCAUGGUGGAACACGUCUGCCAAAAUGCAGCACAGCAGCACCGAGACUUCCAGGCCAGGAUUGAGACUCUAUUCACGGGAAUGGAGGAGGAGCUGGAAGUGCAGUCCAUUUCUUCCUAUUCUGAACACACUGGUGGCUCGUUGAAGGAGGACUUCUUCAUCAAACUGUCUGCUCUCAUUCAGGACAUUCUGCAUUCAGUACAGUGACACAAGUCACUAUCGCAACUAUCACCUGAGACACCAUCACUUAACAAUUUGUUGUUCAGCACAUUGUUGGCUCACAACAGUGGUGAACCUGUACAUAGUGAUAAAGUGUACUAGGUGUGUUAGAAAGGUUCCAGGACUGGUGUCACAAAAGAAGUAUUUCAAAUCCAAACUAAUAAACUAACUAAGUGUCCUUCUUCAAAGUAAUUCCUCUGUAGUCUGACGCACGUUCGCAGUCUUCUCUGCCACACCUUCAUACACUCCUGGUAGGAUUCUUCCGAGAUCCUGCGCAGCUCUGUCAUCCAUGCCAUCUUGACGUCAUCCACGCCUUUAAAACCAGUCCCCCUUUAUAACCCCUGGAGCUUGGUCAGCAACUGUCAGAUGUUCAAGGCAUUGUGAGCGGGCGCAUUGUCCAGGCGAAGCAGCCACAAGUCGUCCUGCUACAAUUCUGGACUCUUCUCGCGCACUAAACGAAGCAAACAUCGCAGGAUCUCUUUGUAGCUGCCCUGGUUGAUCAUCUGGCCCACAAUGAAGGAGAAAACUUGUAGUUUGUGACAACAGUCCUGGAGCUUCUCUGACACAUCUUAUCAUAUUUGUAUUCUAUUUCACUGUGUGUGUUCUCACAAGAAUUUAGUAGCAUUUUCCUACAUACAUAUUGCAUUAUUCAAAUAAUAUCCCCUAACCUGGAGUUGAAUGUAGUAUUAUUUUCCUGCAUACAGAGAAAAAUAAAUCAAUAAAUAAAGUGACAUAUUUCACAAAUUUAAUUGAAAAAUUUUUAGUAUUUUUGUGUAUUAUUUUAGUUAAUUAUUAAAACAAUAUACCCUAACCCAGAGUUUCUCAAAAUUAAAAAGGCACAGAUGGAUUUUUGAUUGCUGUCUAUAGUUAAGUCAUGCCUUUGUGAAUAUUAUGACAUUACAUGAGGUAUUUUUUUUUGUGGGUCCUAAAUUAAUUUCUAAUGUGGGUCGGGAGCUUAAAAGGUUUUGGAAGCCAUGCCCUAGCAGCUUUACAAUUACAUAUUUUAUGAAUUAUUAUUUUUCUUCAUGUUUUUUGUACCAUUUUAUACUAAAUCGUUGUGAGUUUAGGCAGCA